CGCUCUCGACGCGGUCUGUUACCGCCUUUAUAAACAUCAAAACAAAAACAUUCCAAUUUUGAAUUUUCAUUUUAGAACAUCACAAGUUUUUAUGUAACGAUUUUUUGUCUGAUAUAAAUUGUAUUACUGAAAUAAGUCAUGUUAAUGACAAUUCUCGCGAUUUUUGGGGCGGUGGUGCUAUUUUUCUCAUUAUUAAACUUUCUGUGGACUCCCUUGGAAUUGGUUUCGUCCUAUUUGAUGCCCUUUUUUCUGCCAUCGGAAGUGGAGCCGUUGUCGAAGCGAUUCGGACCAUGGGCGGCGGUGACGGGCUGCACAGAUGGCAUAGGAAAAUAUUACUCGUUCGAGCUGGCUAAAAGGGGGCUGAACAUCGUGCUAAUCAGUCGGAACCCGGAGAAACUUCACGCUGUGGCCAAGGAGAUAGAGCAGACUCACCGCGUGAAAACCAGGAUAAUCGUGGCUGACUUCACGCAGGGCGCCGAGAUAUACCCCCACAUUGAGAAACAACUCAAAGACCUGGACUUGGGUAUCUUAGUAAACAACGUAGGCCUAAACUACGACUGCCCUGUCGAGUUAUGCGUCGCCCCGCCAUCCAAAUCAUGGGAUCUGAUCAUCGUAAACGUCGGCGCAGCGACCAUGCUGACCCGCGCCAUCUUGCCUUACAUGGCGACCCGAGGGAGAGGCGCCAUUGUGAAUAUAUCCUCGUCUUCUGAGCUGCAGCCUAUGCCGCUGAUGGCUGUAUAUGGAGCCACAAAGGCGUACCUCCGAAGCUUUACCCACGCAAUCCGCGAAGAAUACGCCCCCAAAGGCAUCUACAUCCAACACGUGGCCCCCUUCUUCGUAUCAACUAAGAUGAAUGCGUUUUCUGCCACUGUCAUGGCGGGAGGGCCUUUAGUGCCCACGCCAGAGUCGUAUGCGAAGUAUGCUGUAGCUAUGUUGGGAAGGGUGCAGAAUACUACUGGAUAUUGGAUGCAUGGGGUUCAGGCUUUCUUCACUCAACUAGCCCCAGUCUGGUUCCGCACAAAAGUCGCCGGACACCUCAACAACGGAUUCCGACAAGAGUAUCUACUGAACCAGAAGGCGCAAUAGUCUAGAAUAGUCUGCGUUUUAAUUCUACUUUUUAUAUUGUGUGGCGUGUAACUGCGUUUUCACAUUAUGCGAAACGAUAUCAGAUACCGAUCCUACGGUAUCCUAUAUUGUAUUAAAUAGAUAAAUAAAUAUUGGGGACACAAUACAUCCGAUAUCGGAUCGGAUAGUAUGAAAACGCUCUAAAGUUCAUAGUUUAUUAUCAACCAGAGAAUCCAAGAAAGAUGCAAAAGAACAGAUGUACAAACUAAACUUUAACUUUUUCAUCACACCAACGGGUAAAGGGUCCCUUAAUACUUCAAAAACGAGUGACAAUGUUGAAUUUUAUCCACAAGAGUGCAAAGUAAUUUCAUACAAAUUAACUUGAGGCCCAAAGUUGGCUAGUAGAAUUGACGUUUCAGUGAUGAUUUAGAAUCACAAAUGUUAAAAACAAAAAACGAAAAAACAGUAAACAUCCGUUCGGGAGCUACGAUGCCACAAACAGACACACACAACAGAACACCCCGUCGUUUUUGAGUCGGGGGUUAAAAAUAUUUAUGAAUACACAUCGUGUUUUGAAGUUGUGAACUUGUAGGUGUAUGAGAAAUUUAGUUUUGUACAAAUAGUGUAAUUAAUAAUAUAAGAUGGCCAUAUGUGAUGUUAAUUUUAAAUAUAUGUAUUUUAGGGA
Molecule: messenger RNA, 1750 nt
Organism: Leguminivora glycinivorella
Lineage: Eukaryota; Metazoa; Arthropoda; Insecta; Lepidoptera; Tortricidae
Product: inactive hydroxysteroid dehydrogenase-like protein 1
Exons: 6
Coding region: 139-1086 (315 amino acids)
Cellular component (GO): endoplasmic reticulum
Molecular function (GO): oxidoreductase activity
Source: RefSeq, a predicted model, not a curated record